Molecule: messenger RNA, 1580 nt
Organism: Topomyia yanbarensis
Lineage: Eukaryota; Metazoa; Arthropoda; Insecta; Diptera; Culicidae
Product: protein Son-like
Exons: 2
Coding region: 281-1198 (305 amino acids)
Biological process (GO): regulation of mRNA splicing, via spliceosome; regulation of cell cycle
Molecular function (GO): RNA binding
Source: RefSeq, a predicted model, not a curated record
UAUACGUCACUUUUAUUGCUUAUUUUGCAUCAUUAUUUUUAUAUCGAUUUUCAUGUGAAAAUCUGUUAUUAACAAUACAAAUAUACCCAACAGCGUUGCGGGGCAAGAAAUUUUGCAUCAUUAUCGAUUUUCACGUGAAAUCAGUCUGUACUAACAGGUUAUCGUGCUCAAUAAAAUUACAAAUUACAAAAAUAAACAUUAAGACGUGAGAAAUUUUGUGCUGAUAGCUUUAGAAAAGGUUUUCUGCAACUAAAAAAAGUAAACUAGUAAAAUUUGCGAGAUGUAUCCCGUUGAUUAUACCUCGCAGCAAGGAUAUAUGUAUAACACACCAUCGACACAGAAGUAUCCAGCGAAUUUGGGAACAUCCACAAGUUAUGAUUCACAGAAUAGCGCCGCAGCAUAUAGCACCAACAAUACAAGUUAUUCGAAGAUGUUUUCCGCCGGAUCGACAUCACAGCAAUCGUAUAGCUAUGGCACAUCAACACAAAAGUACGAUGGGUACACGGGAGCUGUAUCAACCACAGGCUCCCUUCGUUCAGCAACUCAAUCCAAUUACACCAACAAUUCGAGUUAUUCCACAAGUUCGUCAAGCAUCCAACCGUCCUACAACCCACUCCUCGCUUCAUAUACCAUCUCAUUGUAUUCCGGUAUUUCGAACUCUACAUCUAGCAAUGAUCAAGAACCAGCUUCGAAGAAAACCAAUUACGAUAAUCACUGGGUCAAACGAGAUUUUCAUCGCAAAACCACUCCCUAUACGGGUGAAAAGGGAAUGAAUCUACUACAGAAAAUGGGCUGGAUGCCUGGAGAGGGUCUUGGCAAGCAGAAGAACGGCUCGUUGGAACCACACUUACCCUACAUCAAGGUGAACAAACGCGGUUUGGAUGUUUCCAUAGAAAAGAAACAGAAGCAAAAUCUUAAAAUUGUUGGCACUGUUAAAAAGAAAUCCGCAGCAACCACUCUCGUUACCGAGGGUAAACAUCCGAUUUCAAUUUUGGCCGAGUACUGCAGUAAGCAGCGAAUAGAUCUACCAAUAUAUCGUGCCGUUGUCGAUGAGGGUCCCAUUCACGCAAAAAACUACGUGUUCAAGGUUAUCGUCAACGGAGUCGAGUAUGAGGCAGAAACGGGAAGCCACAUCAAGAAAUCUGCGCAAUCUGAAGCAGCCAAGAAGUGUCUCCAGCAGUUGGGCCUUUUACCUUAGGUUAAUGUGACCAGACAGUCCGGGAAGUGUCCUGCAUUUGCCAAAAUGCAAAUUAUUCCAAAAUAUCCAUACUGCACAUUCAUAUUGUUCAAAACAUCCAUAAAAGUGCUGUCUAAUCUGGAUUAAGUGAGGAAUGUACAAAUUCAGCCUAUUUAUUCUGAUUGUCUCGGUACCUUUUUCGACGUCUAAUGUGAGCCAGGUCAUGCAUCCUUACGAAAAGUUUCUUAGUUUCACACAAGUUGCGCAAAUAUUUGGUGAACGUACAGUGUUAAUAGGUUACGCGUAUCGCUUUCUUCCUGAAAAUGGGAACGUGAGCAAAUUAUAAUAUUAAACCGAUAAUUUAAAAUAUAUUCAAUUCAGGUUUGGGCAGCAAAUGUCUAAG